This is a messenger RNA of Frankliniella occidentalis (western flower thrips), 3672 nucleotides long. RefSeq names its product structural maintenance of chromosomes protein 6. Gene Ontology annotation, biological process: chromosome organization; double-strand break repair via homologous recombination. The record is from RefSeq and is a predicted model, not a curated record. The transcript is spliced from 18 exons. Gene Ontology annotation, molecular function: damaged DNA binding; ATP binding; protein binding. Lineage: Eukaryota; Metazoa; Arthropoda; Insecta; Thysanoptera; Thripidae. The coding region runs from base 104 to 3439 and encodes 1111 amino acids. Gene Ontology annotation, cellular component: site of double-strand break; chromosome; Smc5-Smc6 complex.
UACGUCCUCACACACAGCAGUGAGGUCCCGACACAGGGCCUACGGAGGCAUUGGACCUGUUCAAACCUGUUGUGCCUGAGCCUGAGUGCUCAUUGUUCUCAAAAUGUUUCCCGUGACUUUCCAUGAAAUAGGAAAUCUCAGUGAAGAAGAUCGGCAGAAAGCUUGUGAACAAAUUCUUCAAAAUUUGGGAAAGAAUACUGAAGAUGGCAGUAGCUGCCCCAAGCGGAGACGCCUUAUGUCUCCACCAGAUAGUGGUAUCGGCUGUUCAAACUCAUUGGAUCAUCCUCUUGAAACAACCGGGAUCCCAAGUGGCAUUAUACUGGAAGUAAGGAUGGAAAAUUUUCUGUCUCAUCAAUCUAUGGUUGUGUACUUAAAUAAAGAUAUUAAUUUUAUCAUUGGAGACAAUGGGUCAGGGAAAAGUGCAAUUUUGACUGCUAUUAUAGUCGCUCUGGGAGGAAAUGCUACCUCAACGGGCCGUGGUAUUGCAUUAAAAGAUUUUAUUCGACGUGGUAGCUCAGUUGCCAAAGUAAUAUGCAUCAUUUCCAACAGCCACGAACGUUGGUCUUUCAAAAGAGAAAUUUAUGGCCGGAAAAUAUUAAUUGAAAGAACAUUGUUGAUGGAAGGAGCAUCUCGUAUUAAAAUUAAGUCAGAAUCAGGAAAACUUGUCUCCACAAAAAUGGAAGAAUUGAGAGCUAUGACUCUAAGACUUGGGAUUCAAGUCACAAACCCCAUAAGUGUUCUUGAUCAGAAUUCUGCAAGGCAUUUUGUAAAUGAGAGUAAGCCGGAAGUAAAAUUUGAACUUUUCAUGAAGGCAACAAGCUUGCAAUCAUUAAGCGAUGUUAUGACUGAAAUAGAUAGUGAUCUAAAAAAAAUUUCUCAGGAAUUAAAUGCAAAAGAAAGGCAAUUGAGAGAAAAUAAUAAAGAGCUUAAUGAAGCUCAGGAAAAGUUAGAAAAACUUAAUAGGCUUGAAGAGGAUAGAAAAACCUCUUUGAUUUUAAAAAUGGAAUUACUGUGGGCUCAGGUCAGAGACUGCAAAAAUUUACUGGAAUCUGCUGAAAACAAUCUAAAAAUCACUCUUAAGAAGAAAGAAGAGGUCAGUAAUUUUAUAUCUGGAAGGGAAAUCACUGCUGAUCCAUUUCUUGAUAAAAUUGAGUCUUCCAAAAAAGUUGUAGCAUCUCUUGACAAUCAAAAGAAAGACAUUGAAAAUGAAAGGAGAAGUCUGCUUGUUUGCUGUAAAGCCCUCAAAAAAAGAGAGAAAGAGAUUGUUGAAGAUGAAUACCAGUCAAAAGUUCAAUUGGAAAAGUGUGAAAAGUUUAUUUCAGAAUACAAAUCUGAAAUUAAGUCUCAAGAGGAGAGAAUGUUGCCAGAACAUGCAAAGAGAAGACGUGAACAGGAAGAAGAGGUAAGUGAAAUGCAGAGAAAUGCAAAGCAGCUGUUGAAAAACUAUGAAUCCAAGAAAAGAGAGUUGCAAGACCUCCAGGCCAAAGCUAAUGACCUCAGAACCAAUCUUAUAAAAGUUGAUCGUAUUCAAAUAAGUAAUGAGGUAGAAUUAGAUAGAUUGACAAGGUUGCAUGUAGGAUACAUGUCUGCUAAAUCUUCCCUAUCGCUAUUUGGUCCAUGUAUGACUGAGCUUGUAAGAGCUAUUAAUAACACCAAUGGAUUUAAGGAGAAGCCAUUGGGCCCUUUAGGUUCUUUUAUAGAGUUAAAUGAUCCCAAAUGGGCACUAGCUAUCGAAAAUGCUAUUGGUUCCAUUGGUUAUGCGUUUGCUGUCACCAGUAAAGAAGAUGAGAAACUACUGAUGAGCUUGAUAAAAAAAAUAUGUUUGUAUGGUCCUAAAAUACCUAUUAGGCGAUUACAUAUCGCCAGGAAUCCCAUCGACACAUCAAAAACUUGUGCACGGACACCUCAGUACGGCAACAUUCUUGAUAUGAUUACAUUUCGAAAUGCUAGAGCUGGCAAUGUUUUAAUUGAAUUGUGUAACUUGGAUACAACGUUACUAAUUCCUUCUGGGGAUGAGUGUUUCACACUGUUAUCUAAAAGAGGGUCUGUGCCAAGAAAUUGUAGAAGGGCGUACACCCUAGAGGGAGAUUACUAUAAUCCGUCUCCCACAUAUGGAACUUACUACGGUCAUCAGUCAACAGCCAAAUACUUAAAUUCUUGUGAAGAUGUCAUACGGCAAACCCAGUUUGAAAUAAGUGAGACUGAAAAGACACUCAAGGCUACUGAAAAACAAUGUUCAGCUCUCAGAGCUGAGCAAAAUGUUCUGGAUAGUCAGAUCAAGCUUUAUAAUGCUGAUACUAAAAAAAUGUUGAUUGCUUAUGAUCAAAUUCAGGCAAAAAUAUUAAAUUUGAGAGAAGAAACAAUACCUGAUGUACAAACAGUUGCUUUACUAAGAGAUGAAAUAUCCGAAAAAGAGAAAUACAUGACUGAUUUGAAAGUGAAAAUGGAUAAACUGCAAACUGAAUUGCAAGUUCAACUACCAGAGAAACUCGGAAAAUUGAAAUCAGAAGAUGAUGAGUUGCAAUUAAAAUUGACAGAAAUUAAUUGCCAGCUAGAAAAUUUGUUACAUGAGCAAAAUGCUUGGAUUGAUGCAAGGAAAGAACUGGAAUCAUCACUGCAGGAUAAAAAGAACAAUUUGGAAAAAAUUGCUAAGGAAGAGGGCCAGUUGCGUUUAAAAGUGCAGGAGCUGGAAAUUAAGCAUACUAAAAUGGAGACUGAGUCUAAAAAAUAUGAAUCUCAUGUUGUAGACCAAUUUGUUGAGCAACUAGACAGAUUUACAAGCAAGUUUAACACCAAUAGAGCGGUUAAAACAAUUGAUAACGAACUCUGUUCAAUCAAUAAACGAAUUAGGCAUUUUGAGAAAGCAUUUGGCCAGUCUUCAGAAGAAUUUGAACAAGAUUACCAUGAAAAAGUUUUGUCUUUUAAUGUUUUGAAAGAACAGUUGGAACACUUAAGGAUAAAUGCUAAGACACUGCAGAAAGUAUUAAAUUUGAGAAAAAAAAUAUGUCAUACAGUCAAAAAUAUAACUAGUGUAAUAGUUUCUCACCAAUUUGGCAGGGUCUUACUAUCAAGAAAUUGCUCUGGAAAAAUUGUGGUGAAUUUUCAAACAAAAACUUUGGAAAUUAUUGUUCAUCCUAUGGAUGAAGGAGAAAGGGCAGGGAAAGGAACAUCAUCAUUGUCUGGAGGAGAAAGGUCUUUUGCAACGGUUGCAUUCAUAAUAGCAUUGUGGAAUGUGACAGACCUUCCGUUCUACUUCCUUGACGAAUUUGACGUCUUUCUGGAUCCACCAAGCCGUGUGCUUGCUCUUCAGCUUCUUCUGAAAUUUGCAAAGCUGAAGCCAGGACAUCAAUUUGGCUUCAUAACACCUCAUACGCUUCCUGGAGUUUGUGACUCACCAGAAGUCACAAUUUUUAGGCUUGCAGAUCCUGUACGUCAAUGAUACAUGUUAUAAGAUACAUUUAGAUAUAUGUGCAUACAUGCAGAUCAUCAGCAGUGACAAAUUGAAAUUGUGCAUGUGAAGUUGCAACUGUUAAGUAAAGACAGUAUUUGUCGUAAUUUUAUCACAAAAUGUUUGAUUUGAAAUUUUAUGCAUGUUACUUUUGUUUUUAAAAUCUAACUGAUUACGUUUUAUUAUUUACAUUUUUUACAUAAAAGCUUAUGUAUGAAAAUUAA